AUGACAAGUCAUACAUUUGUAAUUUCAGCCUAUUUUUUAUGUUUUCUUAGUCAAAUUCUAUUUUGGAUAAUUUUAGGUGGAAUUGAUGAAAUUAUUCAUUCCAAUACUAAAAAUGAAAAUGAACCUCAUUUCUUUGUAAUUCCUGGAUUUUUUCAAUUCUCAUAUGGAUGUAUUGGAUCUAGUGCCAUGUUUGGUAUAAUUAUAGCAGAAGCAUUAGUUUAUUAUAUAGUUGAAUGGAUUACAUUAGUAUUAUGUAUUAGAUCAGAUAGAGAUACAUGGAAUAUUAAAAAGGAAACACUUGUACAUGUUAUUGUUCAACCAUUUUUAGUAAUUUUAUUUAUUGUUUUGGGAAGUAUUCCUAUAAUUGCUGAAUUAGUUGAUUAUUUUGUACCUUACUUAUUAGUUUUAUUAGCAGGAAGUGUAUUUGAAAUAUUUGUAUGUGUUGUAUUACCUGUAUGUUAUGAUAUUAGAUUGGAUUUUAUUAGAAAUGGUGGAUUAUUUUCUAUAAAUAGUAAAAAUAGAAAUAUUACUUCAUUUAGUACAACUGAAAUAUUACUUAAAGAUCCAAAAACAUAUUCAAUAUUUCUAGAUUUUGCACGUAGAAGUUAUACACCUGAACCAGUAUUAUGUUGGACUGAUAUUCAAAAAUUUAAAAAAUUACCUAAAAAGGAUAGAAAAGAAAAGGCUUUGAAAAUGAUUGAUUCCUAUAUUAGUCUAUCUGCUCCAUUGGAAUUAAAUUUACCAAAUAUAAAUGUUAUGAGAAGAGAUUUAUUAAAUAUUAUUGAAAAAGAUGAAACAAAUAUUCCAAUUGAAUUAUUUGAAAAUGUUGAAACUUUAUGUUUACAAGAUUUAUUAGAUUUACAACAACGAUUAGUGGAUCAAAAUGAUUUUAUUGCUUCAUUGGUGGAAUGA
This is a messenger RNA of Naegleria gruberi, 912 nucleotides long. RefSeq lists its product as uncharacterized. The transcript has a single exon. The record is from RefSeq and is a predicted model, not a curated record. NCBI's taxonomy places the organism in Eukaryota, Heterolobosea, Eutetramitea, Acrasida, Naegleriidae. The coding region runs from base 1 to 912 and encodes 303 amino acids.